CUCUUCCUCUUCCGCUUCUUCCCGGGGACGAUUUAAUACACAUUUUCCAGUGGAACUUCGUCCUAACCGCCAUAGCCGGAGUGCUCAUCGUCUUCCUGAUGCGGGCUUACAUGGUCACACGGUGGAGAUCCACAUGUGGCCAAGGUUCCUCCUCCUCGUCCUCCUCCUCUGCCGCCCCCGUUGCCGCUACCUCCCCCUCGCUUGGCGAUGGAAGCCAUUUCGGCGGCCUGGCCUCGAUGCCGGGCCUGCCGUUGCCCCCGCAUAACCUCACUGCACACGUUAAUGAGAUGUUCUCCGGAGAUAAACCCCUCCCCUUCGUUCUCAUUGAUUGGGCUCGUCGUUACGGCCCCCUUUUCAGAUAUUACUCCACGAGGGGGAAACCUGUUGUCGUGGUGAGCGAUCCGGCUAUGGCGAAAGAAGUGCUAAUACAGCGUUUCUCCUCGUUCCGCGAUCGAACACGGAAAGACGAGACGAGUGAGCUCGAUACAAUGGGACUCCUUCAUUCCAGCGGCAAGUAUUGGACGGGGGUGCGACUAGUUCUCAUGCAGUACUUGUAUUCGCCGAGACUGAACAAAUUUCUGCCACUCAUGCAGCGCGCGACGACGGCUUUUGUGACCAAGUUGUACAAUGUUCCGGAGGGCGACGUUGUAAAGUUGGAAGAGGGGCUGCUCUUUUUGGCAAUGGAUGUGGUGGCUGAGGUUGCUCUUGGCAUCCCCUUCGACUCGCAGGACGAAUGGGAAAACACGCCUCUGCUCAGAGCACUCAUCAGCGACAUGAACAGUAAGCAAGACACAACGAGAGUCGCGGACAAUGAUGAUCAACCUUGCUGUAUCGCCUUUCUCCACAAGUUCAUGUCCCACAUUCCGUGGACAGCCGAGUACACACGUUCGCUCAAUCCGAAGUUGACGAUGCGAGAACUAAAGAGGAUUGUAGCACGGAGAUGGAAGGAGAAUAACAUAGAAAACAAGGAAGACCUGCUGAGUUUCCUGAUGAAAGCGAGGAUCGAAGAAGAUUCGGAAUUGGAAAAGACGUCGAGAGCUCUAACCAAUGAUGAGCUGGCGGGCAUCGUUCGAGAUAUCAUGGUGGCCGGGUCGACCACCGCAGCCAGCACUUUGGUGUUUGCGAUUACCCUGCUGUGCAAGCAUCCACACAUCAAGGCGGAAGUCGUGGCGGAAAUCGAUCGCUGGUACGAACAGCAUGCUUCUGGGACCGUUGAUGUCUCCCGGAUCUGCGAUCGUGAGGCCCCAGUGGACCACAGUCACAAGGAGACAGUUCAGGAUGCUGCCAUGGGGUUGAAGCAAGAGGACAUCCAGUGCAAGUUUCCAUGCUUGGAUAAGGUUAUACAAGAAACGGCGAGGAUGUACUGCGUCUCCGAGGUCAUUGAACGCGUCUGCACAGAAGACACACACCUGGGAGGUUACUUCAUCCCAAUGGGAACACAAGUGCACAUCAACACAUACGGCAUCCAUUACAAUCCUGAGUUGUUUCUCAUGCCAGAGGCAUUCCGCCCACAGCGCUUUGGCAGGUUGUCGUCGCUGUCGUUGAUUGGCAUUCCACAUAAUAAUUUCCAAAUGUUCCCAAAUCCGAUCAAUCCUUCACUGCUGGGUUUCGGUCUGGGUCCCCGCCGGUGCCCAGGAAAGAGCUUUGCUCUAUUAGAGAUGAAGGUCGUACUCAUUCGCCUUUUGCGCCACUUCGAUUUCAGGCUUGUCUCCGACGAUUCCGCUAACUCAAGGCUGGAUAUCGAAACAGGUCCCACACUAAGGCUCAAGGGCGGGCUGCCAGUGACAGUGCACAUGCGGCGCAGGUCAGGUGAGAGGUAAUCACGGCUACGAAGUCGAAAAGACUAAUCGUAAAAAGAACAAAAAAAAAAACAAAAACACGAGUAUGUUUCCCUUAUAUCGGCCGCGGGCGGGAAUUCGAGGCCGAGACGAAAAACGGGCCGUCGAUGACAUUUAUCGACGGUGGCCCCUUUUUCCCGCCGGCUUCCAAAUAUAUACCAGCGCGUUUCUGCAAAAUGGGCCGGGGAACAAACUGGUGUGGUUUAAUUGCCAGAGCGAAGACGAUGCGGCAAGGACGGACGUCGGGACCGAGGGCGAUCAUCUUCAUUAAAAAACCGGUGAGUGCCUAGUCAUUCCACAGUUGUAUUCGGUGAGCACUGUAGCAGCGGCGUAGCUCAAUAUGGAAACAGCUUUAUUCUGGUGACCACCGUAGCAGCGGCAUAGCUCGAUAUGGAAACAGCUUUUUUUCCCCUGACUCAAGAGGCCGUUAACAGAGGACCGAAUUUUCAGAAAUUUGUCAUGCAUUAGUCAGGGGCUCAAAAUGGGGGUUCCCGUUAACCAGUAGUGAGAGAGCGUAGGAUAACAAACUGUUCGGGGGGUUCCCGUUAGCCGUUUUCAGGGGCUGAAAAUGGGCGAUCCCCCUGACUCGAGAGGCUGCGACAGACUGUUCGGGUAAAGCGGUGCAGGUAAGGCGACGGCAGGGAGGACAAAGCGAAGGUUCGCACAAUAUCACCACAAUUUUUUUUAUUUAUUUAUUUUUUUUUCACCACAAAUUUCAUAUUUGGGAUCAAGGAUGAACAGUUACUGCCUUUGAGAGAGAAUCAGCAGUAAAUGUUGCAAAGAAGU
Messenger RNA from Chara braunii, 2624 nucleotides. The record is from the annotation of a GenBank genome assembly. Lineage: Eukaryota; Viridiplantae; Streptophyta; Charophyceae; Charales; Characeae.